UACUAGCUUCCAACAUGAUUUGGCGUUGCUUUAUAUGCUACGUGUUUGUAGCAUUGAGUCUGAGACAACGUUUGAGUCACAUUAAUACCAUGCACAGCCGCAGCCCUGACUUUCGCGUGGUGUGUGGAAUUGAUGGCUGUCCGAGUGAGUACAGAGUGUAUAACUCCUUCUACUAUCACGUAAAGCGGACACACGCGCGUCACCUUCUCGGAGUGGAAGCGGAUGAGGAGGAAGGAUCAACCCGCCACGGUUUACCUGGAGCAGGUGAAAGGACGGACCCAAUCAACCAAACUAACGCCAGUUCUUCAGUAACUGACGAGGGCUCAAGCAUCCCCACACUAACGAGUGGAUUUCAAGAAGAUGGAGAGGGUCACCUGAAUCUUGACUUUUAUAAACAUGCAACUGCAUUUCUUCUUCAAGCCAAGGAAACUCAUCGACUGACACAGAGAGCUGUUAACCACAUCGUGAGUGGAAUCCAGCAAUAUCAGGCCGUAUUAUUGGAGCACCUAAAACAAGAAAUGAGUGACACGAUUGAGAGACAUUUUGGGGACCUGGAUCAACUAAAGAGUGACACAAUGGGAACUGCAGAGCUUUCUCUGGUACUAGACUCCGGGGUGGUGGCUGACACGCCCUUCUACUCCGCGCUAUUCACGGAGCGGUGUCAGUUUUAUGAGGCGGAACUCAACCUUUCCCCUUUAUCACCAGUCAUCUGGCUGUAUCCCAGCGUCUUGGACCAGAACUAUUACACCGGCCUAGACCCGAAUUUUUCUUACGUCCCAGGACUCUCACCUCUACCUGGAGAGGGCUAUCGACAGACUUCGGUGCUGGCUUCCCACGACGUCAGGAUACAGCAGUCAGACCUUGCAUUGGAGUCAGAGAAACGUGUCUGUUGUUUCCAUCGCUAA
This is a messenger RNA of Oreochromis aureus, 905 nucleotides long. RefSeq lists its product as uncharacterized. NCBI's taxonomy places the organism in Eukaryota, Metazoa, Chordata, Actinopteri, Cichliformes, Cichlidae. The transcript is spliced from 5 exons. The record is from RefSeq and is a predicted model, not a curated record. The coding region runs from base 15 to 905 and encodes 296 amino acids.